CAGACCCCCCCUAUAUAAGGCCAGGGCUGCAGAACCUGCUUUUGGGUCAGUGUCGCUGCAGAGGAUACAGACAGCCCCUUCAGCACAGCCUAGCCAGGCCUACACGCUGCCACCAUGCCAUUCGGCAACACCCACAACAAGUUCAAGCUGAACUACAAGCCUGAGGAGGAGUACCCGGACCUCACCAAGCACAACAACCACAUGGCCAAGGCACUGACCUUUGACAUCUACAAGAAGCUGAGGGACAAGGAAACACCAUCGGGCUUCACCCUGGACGAUAUUAUCCAGACGGGUGUGGACAACCCAGGUCACCCCUUCAUCAUGACCGUGGGCUGUGUGGCCGGUGAUGAGGAGUCCUACACCGUUUUCAAGGAUCUCUUUGACCCCAUCAUCCAGGACCGGCAUGGGGGCUACAAACCCACCGACAAGCACAAGACUGACCUCAACCAUGAGAACCUCAAGGGUGGAGAUGACCUGGACCCCAACUACGUGAUCAGCAGCCGUGUUCGCACGGGACGCAGCAUCAAGGGCUUCACGCUGCCCCCGCACUGCUCCCGUGGCGAGCGCAGGGCUGUGGAGAAGCUCUCCGUGGAAGCCCUCAACAGCCUGACGGGCGAGUUCAAGGGGAAAUACUACCCGCUGAAGAGCAUGACCGAGCAGGAACAGCAGCAGCUCAUUGACGACCACUUCCUGUUUGACAAGCCCGUGUCCCCACUGCUGCUGGCCUCAGGCAUGGCCCGAGACUGGCCCGACGCCCGCGGUAUCUGGCACAAUGACAACAAGACCUUCCUGGUGUGGGUGAAUGAGGAGGACCACCUCCGGGUCAUCUCCAUGGAGAAGGGAGGCAACAUGAAGGAGGUGUUCCGCCGCUUCUGCGUGGGGCUGCAGAAGAUCGAGGAAAUCUUCAAGAAAGCCGGCCACCCCUUCAUGUGGAACGAGCACCUGGGUUACGUGCUCACCUGCCCAUCCAACCUGGGCACUGGGCUGCGUGGAGGUGUGCAUGUGAAGUUGGCGCACCUGAGCAAGCACCCCAAGUUCGAGGAGAUCCUCACUCGCCUGCGCCUGCAAAAGCGGGGAACAGGUGGCGUGGACACCGCCGCCGUGGGCUCAGUGUUCGACGUGUCCAACGCCGAUCGGCUGGGUUCGUCCGAGGUAGAACAGGUGCAGCUGGUGGUGGAUGGCGUGAAGCUCCUGGUGGAGAUGGAGAAGAAGCUGGAGAAGGGCGGGUCCAUCGACGACAUGAUCCCAGCUCAGAAGUAAGCGCCCAGCGCACUCGCCGCCCACUGCUGGAGCCCCAGCGAAAGGGAGGACCCAGCCCACCGGAGGCCUGCCCCUUCAUCCCUUGCCCAGCCCUUUCCAUCAGGAGCCCCGCCCACAAUCGUUCAGCCAACCGGAGCCUCUGCCCACCCUUCUCGGAGUGCCAACCUGAACCAGAGUUCCAAUCAAUGGGCUCCUUCCUCUGGGCUACGGCCAAUGAGAAACCUCCCUUUUUCCCAGAGCUCCGCCCACCACCAGGAGCUCUGACUGGGGCUUGGGCUUUAUCUUCGCCCAAAGUAAUAAAAGCAAUGGUGGCCUUA
Molecule: messenger RNA, 1577 nt
Organism: Loxodonta africana (African savanna elephant)
Lineage: Eukaryota; Metazoa; Chordata; Mammalia; Proboscidea; Elephantidae
Gene: CKM
Product: creatine kinase, M-type
Exons: 8
Coding region: 115-1260 (381 amino acids)
Biological process (GO): phosphocreatine biosynthetic process
Molecular function (GO): creatine kinase activity
Source: RefSeq, a predicted model, not a curated record